Molecule: messenger RNA, 762 nt
Organism: Solanum lycopersicum (tomato)
Lineage: Eukaryota; Viridiplantae; Streptophyta; Magnoliopsida; Solanales; Solanaceae
Gene: cevi57
Product: proteinase inhibitor II
Molecular function (GO): serine-type endopeptidase inhibitor activity
Source: RefSeq, marked validated
CCAAAGAAAAAAUAAGUUAAUUACGAUAAAUUUAUAAAGCAUAUCUACAAUGGCUGUUUACAAAGUUAGUUUCCUUGCUCACCUACUUGUUCUUGGAAUGUAUCUACUAGUAAGCACGGUGGAACACGCUAAUGCUUGUACUAAAGAAUGUGGUAAUCUUGGCUAUGGGAUAUGCCCAGGUUCAGAAGGAAGUCCAGAAAAUCCAAUAUGUACCAAUUGUUGCUCUGGCUAUAAGGGUUGCAACUAUUAUAACGCUAAUGGAACUUUUAUUUGUGAAGGAACGUCUGAUCCAAAAAAUCCUAACAUUUGCCCCUCAUAUUGUGAUCCACAAAUUGCCUAUUCAAAGUGUCCACGUUCAGAAGGAAAGACGAUAAUCUAUCCCACAGGAUGUACGACGUGUUGCACUGGUUACAAGGGUUGCUACUAUUUUGGUCAAGAUGGAGAGUUUGUGUGUGAAGGAGAGAGUAUUGAACCUAAGGGUUGUACUAAAGAAUGUGACCCUAGAGUUGCUUAUAUGACUUGUCCAUCUUCUGGAUUGGCAAAACUUAAUCAAGUUUGUGUUAAUUGUUGUAGUGCAGGAGAGGGUUGCAAACUCUAUGAUAAUGAUGGAUCUUUACUUUGUACUGGGGAGCCUCAAAGUAUUUCCACAGCAUAAGGAAGUUGGUUAUUUCUAUUCAAUGUUGUAGUUUAUUAAUGUAUGAAAUAAAAGAAUGAAUGGUGAUAUAUGAUGCUAUUUUAUUAAAGUUCAAAUUAAAUAAUUAA